AUGGAUUCGUCGAAGGACCUCAAACCUCUCCGCGACAGCGUUCAUGCCACCCUCGUCAGGGUAACACGCUCGGUGAACACGCUCGCGAACGAGGACCUCCAAUUCCAGCGGACUGUCCAUCCCUCGGUCGCGACUCGCCUCGACCAGAACACAGAUCGUUUGCUGGAUCUGGCCCGUGGCGUCUUGAAAUCGUCGUCCAAAUUCACCGCGCAGAGGGAGCCUCGACUGGAAGAUGUGGAUGAUGUAGAGAUCCAGUGGAAAGGCGUGCUGGACGUGAUUGACUCGCUCCUGGAGAAGUCCGACACCUGCCUGGACGAGUAUACUGGUCUGGUAAAGAGGAAAGAUGCGCCGACCGGCGAAUCUGGACGGGACCUUAAACGGUCAAAGCCAACCACCACUGGGCUCGACUGGUCGAUGAAGCGCGCCAACAUUCUCAAGCCCCAGAAUACGUUCGAGAAGAAGAUAGACAACUUCGAGUCGGGGCCAUGGAAGCCUUUGAUCACGACCAAGCCCCAUGCCCAGACCCCAUUGGACGCGAGUAUGGCGAUCUCCGUUAACGAUGACGGCCGUCCUCAAUACGAGCAUCCGUACAAGCAGGAAAUCACAGAGAUGCAAUAUCCAGAGCACGUUUUCCAAUCUCGCGAACCUAUCGAAUACGCCCCCAUGGAGGAAACGAAGGCGGUUUGGGUCGACAGCUACGAGGGCGUUUUGGAGAUGUUGGAGGAACUGAAGAAGGCAACCGAGAUCGCAAUCGAUUUGGAACACCACGAUUUCAGGUCAUAUACGGGGCUUUUGUCGUUGAUGCAGAUCAGCACGAGGGAGAAGGAUUGGAUAGUGGACACCCUUGUACCCUGGAGACACAAGCUCGAGGUCCUCAACGAAGUAUUUGCUGACCCAAAGAUCGUCAAGGUUCUCCACGGCGCAUUCAUGGACAUUAUCUGGCUCCAACGAGACCUUGGGUUAUAUGUCGUGGGGUUAUUCGAUACUUUCUACGCCAGUACCGUCCUCCAGUAUUCCGGCAAAAGUCUUGCGUUUCUGCUGAAGAAGUUUGUUGACUUCGACGCGGAUAAGAAGUAUCAACUCGCGGAUUGGCGAUUAAGACCUCUCCCGGAGGAGAUGUUUUACUAUGCCCGAUCCGACACACAUUUCCUGCUCUACAUCUAUGACAUGCUGCGGAACGAACUCGCCCAACUCGCCACCCAAAGCAGUUCAGACGGGAAUCCUAUCGACCGUGUCAUUAAAAAAUCCAAGGAAGUGUCUUUACAGCGGUACGAGCACUCCGUCUGCGACGCGGAAACCGGCGCCGGUAACAGGGGUUGGCACGCCGUUUUGACCAAAUCGUCUACGGUAUACGACGGCGAGCAGUUUGCCGUCUACAAGGCGGUGCACAAGUGGCGGGAUGAUGUUGCCCGCCAAGAGGAUGAGAGUCCCGUCUUCAUCAUGACACAACAAGUCCUCAGUAACAUAGCCCGCAUCGUGCCUACGGACCCGAAGGCCCUGUGGAGUCUGCUGGAGUCGAAUGCCCAGAGGCUCAGGACUCGUCUCGGCGAGCUGUUCGAGGUCAUAAAGGAAGCCAAGGCACGGGGUGCGAAUGGCCCCACGAUGCUACAGUUCUUUAGGCAAUCAUCCUCUGACAAGGUGCAACCCCCGCUCGCGGACAAACCCGCGGUAGCCGCCGCAGUAGAGGAUGCCGAGCCGCUCGGGAUCGAGGAGCUGAAGAGUGACCGCUCCCAAUUAUGGGGGGACGUGGCACUGAAUUCGGCAAUGGACGGGACUUCCAAGGCCCGCCCGGUGGACAACCAGGAGAUGAUCCCACUCUACACAGUUCCCCUUGGCGCUCUCACGCAAGAGCCGCCAAAAACCACGGCGCCGCCACCCAAACCCGCGGCAAAGCAAGAUGCCGAGCCCGCCCCUGUCCCCGAAGAGGGAGGCUUCACCCUCAGGGCCGGACGGAAGCGCAAAGCCGACGACGCGGACACCGAGCCGUCACCACCCAAAGCGGAGUCCGCCUCCGAUUCCGAGAUGGACGACCAAAGUCCUGCCGCAGCGGACGAGGCCGAACAGCCCGAAGCCGAGGCCCAGAGCGAGGGCGAGGCCGACGCCCAAACCGAGAAACCCGACCCCAAGCCCGCCAAACAGCGCAAGACCCGCAAGGCCAAGAAGCCCAAAGCCCAAGCCAAAGCCAAACAAACACUCACAGACGACGCAUGCCCCUCCGAAUCAACCGACCCACAACAACAACCAGCGGACGACGAGCAGCCGUUCGACUACAGCGCGGCCUCGUCGGUGCUGCGCGCGCCGAGGGGCGGCCACGGCAACGCCAGCGGUGACGGUGACGGGAAGCGCGGCAGGCGUGGCAAGGCGGCGUUUGACCCGUAUGCCAAGAAAUCGGGGGAUGCGCCGCAGGGGGCGAGGAAGAUGAAUUAUGAGAAGGCGGGGCGGACGGCGACGUUUAAGAAGUGA
Chaetomium fimeti is the source of this 2463-nucleotide messenger RNA. Its product is annotated as ribonuclease H-like domain-containing protein. Gene Ontology annotation, cellular component: nuclear exosome (RNase complex); nucleolus. Gene Ontology annotation, molecular function: nucleotide binding; 3'-5'-RNA exonuclease activity; single-stranded RNA binding. Lineage: Eukaryota; Fungi; Ascomycota; Sordariomycetes; Sordariales; Chaetomiaceae. Gene Ontology annotation, biological process: poly(A)-dependent snoRNA 3'-end processing; TRAMP-dependent tRNA surveillance pathway; exonucleolytic trimming to generate mature 3'-end of 5.8S rRNA from tricistronic rRNA transcript (SSU-rRNA, 5.8S rRNA, LSU-rRNA). The coding region runs from base 1 to 2463 and encodes 820 amino acids. The record is from RefSeq and is a predicted model, not a curated record. The transcript has 5 exons.